AUGAUCGUAUGGGAUGAGGCUCCAGUGGCUAACAAAUGGUGUUUUGAAACUCUUGACAAGUCAUUGAAAGAUAUAAUGGGUACAACCGAGAAACCAUGUGAACAUAUUUUUGGAGGGAAGGUUCUUGUCUUUGGUGGUGAUUUUAGACCAAUUCUACCUAUUGUACCAAGAGAAACUAGGUUUGAUAUAGUGCAUUCAACAAUAAAUGCCUCAUAUAUUUGGGAACAUGGCAAGGUUCUAACGCUUACCAAAAAUAUGCGCUUGGUAUUUGGGUCAAAUUCAAACAAUGCUGAAGAGAUUGAUAGUCGCUCUAAAUGGAUUUUACAAGUUGGAGAAGGUAAGGUCUCAGAACCAAAUGAUGAAUUUGCUGAAAUUACUAUUCCACCAGAGUUUCUUUUAAUAGAUUUCGUCGAUCCAAUUGAGAUUAUUGAUACAAGUACUUAUCCAAACCUUGUUGAAAAUCUCACAAACCCUGAUUUUCUCCAAAGUAGAUCUAUUUUAGCUAAUACUAUAGAGAUCGUGGACGAAAUCAAUGAUUACAUUACUAAUCUUCUUCUAGGUUACGAUUACUCUUUCAUCUUCUCAAUCUUAAUUGUUAAUAACUUCAUUUAUUAUUACGUUUUCCUGAAAAACAUGUUAUGUUCUUAUAAGGUGAUGAAGUAUUUGAGUAGUGAUUCUAUUGAUAGAUCCGAAGCUAAUGACAAUGAGGUUUUUGAGCGACUCGAGAAUUCUUAA
This is a messenger RNA of Vicia villosa (hairy vetch), 735 nucleotides long. RefSeq lists its product as uncharacterized. Bases 1 to 735 code for a protein of 244 amino acids. Lineage: Eukaryota; Viridiplantae; Streptophyta; Magnoliopsida; Fabales; Fabaceae. Gene Ontology annotation, molecular function: DNA helicase activity. The transcript has a single exon. Gene Ontology annotation, biological process: DNA repair; telomere maintenance. The record is from RefSeq and is a predicted model, not a curated record.